This is a messenger RNA of Spirometra erinaceieuropaei, 1419 nucleotides long. NCBI's taxonomy places the organism in Eukaryota, Metazoa, Platyhelminthes, Cestoda, Diphyllobothriidea, Diphyllobothriidae. The record is from the annotation of a GenBank genome assembly.
AUGUACAAGGUCGUCAUCCUGCCGACGCUACUGUAUGGAGCGGAGACGUGGACGGUGUACACGAGGCAGGCACGCCGUCUGAACCACUUCCACCUCAGUUGCCUUAGUCGCAUCCUGAGGCUGAACUGGCAGGAUCGCAUCCCCGACACUGAUGUGCUGGAACGGACGGCAAUCGUCACCAUCUACACCAUGCUGAGACAAAUGCAGCUGCGCCGGAGCGGUCACCUGGUGCGCAUGGACGACGAGCGACUACCCAAACGACUCUUCUACGGAGACGUCGCGACGGGUUCUCGCCGUCAAGGAGGCCAAAUUCGCCGUUACAAGGAUACCCUGAAAUCCUCCCUGAAGCGCCUGCAAAUCAACUCGACCAACUGGGAAGAGCUAGCACACGAUCGUCCGACCUGGAGGAGAACAGUGAAGACGGACGCUGCUAUAUGCGAAGCCAAUCGCAUUGCUGCCGCCAGAGCGAAACGCGAAGCCCGUAAAUCCCAACUGUGCUUAGUACGCAUCGCCGCCGCACAACCGCUUCCAACGUGUCCUCGAUGUCAACGGACAUUCCGGGCUCGAAUCGGACUUGUUGAACAUCUUCGGAUCAACUGCGCCUCUCGAACUGCACCAACCAUCGUCCCUCCACCCGUCUCUUCCUCGUCCUCUCUGCUGCCAACUAACUCUGACAAUUCUUCUGAACCACUAAUUCCAUCCUCCUCCUCCUCCUCCUCCUCCUACUCCUCCUCCUCCUCCUCAUCCUCCUCCUCCACCACUGCCCCAACGGCGGCCGCUCAGGCGGCCGUCUCGCACAUCAUCAACCGCGACACAACAACAGACACCACCCCCACCUCUCCCGACUCCAGCGAUGAGGAUCAAGACAACACCUGCCCUCACUGCGACCGCAUCUUCACCUCGCACAUCGGCCUGAUCGGUCACUUGCGAAUCCAUCGCACAGAGACGGGUGAGCCAGUGCCUGGAGCACCAACCUACACCCAUCGCACUCGCCUCCACUGCCCACACUGCCCUCGCACCUUCACGCAUCGCAUGGGUCUAUUCGGCCAAAUGCGCAUUCACGAGAGCGGAAUUGACCACAAUUCCGACACACCCACCACAUCCAACACAUCCACCAUGCCCAGCACCACCCUCGCUCCAUCGCCACACGCGCCCAUCACCACCACCACCACCACCGCUUCCUCUACAGCUGACAGCGACAACGUCGACCUCUCAUGCCCACACUGCCCACGCACGUUCACCUCACGCAUCGGCCUGGUCGGUCACUUGCGAAUCCGUCGCACAGAGACUGGCGAACCAGUGCCUGGAGCACCAACCUACAGCCACAACGCUCGUCUCAACUGCCCACAUUGCCCUCGCACCUUCAGGCCUCACAUGGGCCUACUCGGUCACAUGCGCAUCCACAACGACCUGCGGUAG